AUGGCGCACUCCUGGAGGCUGAUGUUUCAUUUUAUUGUUUUGGCAGUUUAUUCGUCAACAAAUGUGAAAUCUACACCUUUACCGACAGAUACUGAAUAUAUAUUGUCGAACAGAACAGAGAAAAAUGGCGGAUAUUUACCAUAUGGAUGGGAUAAAUUUUGUACUCUGAAGGAAGACAGUAAUGAGAAAAUUAAAGAUUUCUUUUGUCAUGUUAAAAAACAGUUUUCUGGAAAAUGGAGCUUUACGGAAUUAAGAGAACACAUUGUCAACAAAACAGUGAAAUACAAAUUUGAAAUAAAAUGUGAAGCUGGGUCAAACAUUUCUGUACCGUGGCCAUUAAAAGCAAGGAAUGUUUUACAACUUAAGAUAGAAAAUUGCGACCUGGACCACUAUCUACGGGAAUAUACCCAGAAGUUUAUUUCAAAUAUUCCGGAUGAACUUGAGCAGUUGGUAAUCAUCGAUAGUGUUAUAAUCAUUGAUAUAAUGGACAUGUUAAAUAUCGCUAUUAACAUUUCAGAAAUUGAUAAAGACUACGACUGUGGGCAUGAAGAAACAUUACAACGAUAUGUGUUUAGAAACAUCAGUUAUGCGUUUGAUAAGUCUAUGGAGCUUUAUUUGGCUAGUAUGUUUAACAAUGACUCAGAUUUCAUGUCCUCAGAAGUUAUAAGCACAGGAUCAGAAAUGUUACCACAAUCUCGUCAUAUCAAACACAAAUGCAUAUACAACAAACUCGAAUAUGCGGAUCUCAGUAUCAAUUCUCAAACAUCGAAAUUUCACACAGAAUUAUCCACAGAAAACGCAAUGUUUCCUUCGCUCAGGUUCUUCAAUUUAUCAAACACUCAGCUUCCAAACCUGGCAGAGGCCCAUAGAAAAUGGUAUCGUUAUUAUCAAAAACUAGAGGUGAUGGACCUAUCGCACAAUCGCUUCACAGAGCUAGAAUUUGAUCCAACGGCAGAUGUCUGGGACAUUCCCAUGUUGACAAUGAACGUUUCCUAUAAUAACAUUUCUGAAUUUAAGGUCGACAAACUAGAAGAGCUUGUGGACAUGAAAAAAUUGUUCAUUGAUUUCAGUCACAAUCCAUUAAAUUGUUCUUGUACAGAAGAAACAAGACAACUUAUUACUUACGUAAACGAUCAAUCAAAAUGGAUUCUACCGAAAUAUCAGAGAUACAGAUUCAUGAUGGAUUUAGAAUGCAUGUAUCCCGACGACAUUUAUGGAAAACGUCUCUCUGAUCUUAAAAUAGAGGAUUUAAACUGCAAGCAUGAGCUUGUAGAAAGGAUAGCGGUAGAAGCUGUUGUAUUCUUAAGUCUAUUGUCAGUUGCACUCAUCAUUGUUAUCAUAAUUCUACUUAAAUUCAGAAGGGAGAUCAGAAUAUUAACCUACACAAGAUUUAACAUCAUUUUACCGUGUCAACCUAUCGAAACAUUCGAAAAUAAGAAAUUUGACGCUUUUGUCUCCUACAGUAACCACGACCAGGAGUGGGUCACCAGUGUGUUUGAAAAUACUGCUUCUAACAACCCUUUGAAAAACUUUAAGUUCUGUUUACAUCACAAAGAUUUCAUGCCAGGAAAAACGAUUUUUGACAAUGUCAUAGACUGUGUAGAGGCCAGUCGCCACACAGUUAUCGUUCUUUCUAAACAUUUUCUCAACAGCCAUUAUUGUAUGUACGAAUUUCAUGAGGCAUUUCAGCAAAGUAUUUAUGAGAGAAAACGGCAUUUGUUGGUUAUCAUGAUGGAAGAUAUCCCCACCAAUGAUCUUCCGAAUGAUUUAAAACGAUGUCUAAAGACAUUUACAUACAUUCGAAAGGACGAUAAAAUAUUUGUCGAUAGAUUGGUGUACGCCUUGUCCUACAAAGGCCAAAAAGCCAUGCUUGUUGACAGUCGGUGUCGAAGUGCAGCUUAUUCCAAUCAAACUUCCUGUGAGACGGACAUUACGGAAGCAGGUAGUGAUGGAAACUCGAGCCCGAUAUCUAUUAUUGAUCGAGAUAAUAUUUUUCCAGAUUUAAUCAAUGAAAAAGACAUUGUUAGUGUCAAAAAUGAGAAAAACAACAUUCUGUAA
This is a messenger RNA of Saccostrea echinata, 2058 nucleotides long. RefSeq names its product toll-like receptor 6. Gene Ontology annotation, biological process: immune response; toll-like receptor signaling pathway. The transcript has a single exon. Lineage: Eukaryota; Metazoa; Mollusca; Bivalvia; Ostreida; Ostreidae. Gene Ontology annotation, molecular function: transmembrane signaling receptor activity. The coding region runs from base 1 to 2058 and encodes 685 amino acids. The record is from RefSeq and is a predicted model, not a curated record. Gene Ontology annotation, cellular component: membrane.